Rubroshorea leprosula is the source of this 6470-nucleotide messenger RNA. The record is from the annotation of a GenBank genome assembly. Lineage: Eukaryota; Viridiplantae; Streptophyta; Magnoliopsida; Malvales; Dipterocarpaceae.
GAAGGAAGAAAAGCUUCGACUUUUGUGCAGUGAAGAAGAAGAAGAUACUCGUGCUCCAGUUCUGCAACUACAGGAGGAGAACUUGAGAUGUGUUUUACUGAGAAGGUUAAGGGUUAAUCAGAGAGUGGGAGGUUUAGCUACUAGUCAGUGAUGUGGACAAAUGUUUUUAGAAUUGGAGGUCUCCAUCAAAUAUCAUGGUUCCAGUUUCUCCCUCAGGAAUCCGAUCUGAACCCUCUGCCAGACAAAAGUGGAAAAGCCGAGCAGAAAGAUGGUGCUACAUUGCUAGUUCUCUCAUCUCAUCUGCAGCUGCAGAAGGAGGGAUUUCUAAGCACAUGGACAAAUUCCUUUGUUGGACCGUGGGAUCCAUCUCAGGGUUUGCACAAUCCUGACGAGAAAAUUAAGCUGUGGCUUUUUCUUCCUGGACGUUAUUCAUCUGUUGUGGAGCGUGCUAACGCUGCAGUGUCUAGGUUAAGAGUUGUUGCAUCUGGGCUUUGGUUGGCUCCUGGCAAUUCUGAGGAGGUUGCUACUGCCCUUUCUCAAGCUUUAAGGAACUGCAUAGAAAGGGCACUGAUUGGACUUUCCUAUGUGAGAUUUGGCGAUGUUUUUUCUAAGUAUCAUCCAUAUCAAAAUGAAGAGUCUUUCAGGAAAGGACAGCCAACAGUUGAGUUCAUCUUUUCUGCAACUGAAGAGGCAGUCUUUGUGCAUGCUAUAAUAUCCGCAAAGCAUAUCCGUGCACUUUCAAGUGGUGAUGUGGAUAGAGUAUUGGAGCAUUCUUCUAAUAACUCCAAUUACAGACUUCCUGUUAUUGUUUCUCCACAUGGAAUGCGUGGUAGGCUUGCUGGAUGUUGUGCAAAUGAUCUUGUUAAGCAAGUCUAUUUCAGCUCUGGCAACUUGAGGAGUUCAAGUGGAUUUAUAGGUCUACCUUAUCAUGUUUCCCAAAGUUCCAGUUGCCAGUUGAGGGGACAGAAUUGCUAUGUUGAAGUUACACUUGGCUGCCCCAAGUCAGCAAGUGAGAAGGCAUUACAUUCAAACUCAAAUUCCAUUCGGAAUUUACCAAAGCACCAUGUUGCUGAAUCUCCUGCUGUGGGAAGAGAUAAGAAGAGAUCACCAGAUCGCUUAUCAGUUCAUGAGAAAACUUUUAUCUAUCCAACUGAGGCAGUGCUUGUCCCUGUCUUGCAAACAUCCUUUGCUAGAUCUUCACUGAGAAGAUUCUGGCUACAAAAUUGGAUAGGGCCUUCAUUUGGUGGUUCAUCUUUCUUUAUGCAUUGGUUUGGCAAUAUAGAUUCAAUGGAAGGACCAUGGUUUGAGAUCAAUGGAUUGCGCACGUGUCAUGGUUAUAACAGUAGUAGUAACAGUAAUAACAGCAGUAUAAGUUCCAUAAGCAGCAGCUCCAGUGAAAGUAUGACUACAGGAGCUGGCGAACUUGAGGCUGAUGCUGAUUCUCUGUCUUGUAGGCAGUCUGGAUUAUCUUCUACUGACCAGCUUGAGAAUGAUCACCCUAAACUGGGCACUAAGCGCCCACGAACUGGUAUGGCAGAGUCAUUUAGUCAAGUGGGUAGUAUUACAAAUGCUCCUACACAAGAUGUGUAUAAGUCCAGUUUCACCUCCAUGGAUGUUAGCACUUCAGCCAUCACUGGAGUUGGAAAUGACCAAAUUGGAUCUAACUGGGAUUGGGAUGAUGAUGAGAGAGGAAUGGACAUGGAUAUUCAAUCUCUUCUCUCUGAAUUUGGAGACUUCGGUGACUUCUUUGAAAAUGAAGCUUUGCCUUUUGGCGAGCCCCCAGGAACUGCAGAGUCACAGGCUCUUAUGUUUCCUCCUUCAGAUUGUGGAGAUGUAGGGAGCAGUCCAGCUGGGGUAAUGGAUGUUUCUGAGCACAUGCUUUUAAUUCCAUCCUUUGAGAACUUUAAUCCGCCUCCUCCAGUGGCUGCUGAGGAGUGCCUGAGCAAAAAUCAAGAGGUUGCAAAUGGUUCUGUGACAUCUGGUCCGACAAACCAGAAUGCUGCUUCUUCUACUGGCGAGUUUGAUCAUGUAAUGAAAGCUGAAGCACUGAUGACAUUUCCUCUGGAAUACGGAGCUGUUGAAACUCCCACAAGUGAUACCUCAACAAUUUUUAGAAGCCCCUACCUCCCAAAGUCUCAUAGAGUGGAGAGCUCAAAUUCAAGCACUAACAAUUACAAAUAUGGUGCAACCCCUCCCUCUUCUCCUUGCUUUGAUGGAUCAGAUGACAAGUCUGCCAUGCAUGUGAAUUCAAAAGCACGUCCUGGAGGUCAUGAUUCAAGUGUUAUGCUCCAGUUGAAGAAAUAUUACACUCAUAUAGAGAGCAGAACAGAGAAAUAUGAUAGGAGAAUGCUUAAACAUAAUGAUAGUAGUGCUACUAGUGAGGGGGUGGCAACAUUGGAAUUUUCUAAUUUCAGUUCUACCAAUGCUGUUAAGCCUGUAGAGAGGAAAAUGAUGGAAAGAAAAUUUUCCACUGAGCAUGUGCUUCUGUCUACGAACACUGUACUAGCAACUGAAGUUGAAUGUGCUAUGUUCCAAGCUUCAAUGUUGAGGAUGCGGCAUUUACUUUUAUCUCCCAGCAGUUCACCAACUGUUAGCUUGAGUAAGUUUACAGGAACUUCAUUCAUGAAUCAGGUUCCUGGUGACCCUAGCAGCAUGACAGACAACAUAUCUAGCAGGUAUGAGAUGAAGAAGAAAGAAUCUAUACCAGUCAGAAUAGCUGGGGAUGCUGAGGGAGGAUUGAUAGACGGGCAACUCAAUGCAACUGUUGCAGUAUGGCGCUCCGUUGGAGUUCCUAAAGUUUCAAAACCUGGUACAUCAACGAGUAUUGAAGUUAGCCCAUCCUUGCCCCACAAUUCAUUUAAUGAUGAAAGCAUUCGUUCUUAUGGUCAAAGGCAGCUGCUUCAGGAUCUUCUUGAUGGCAUGGCAUUACUGGUCCAGCAAGCUACUUCCUUUGUUGAUGUGGCUUUGGAUGCAGAUUGCAAUGAUGGUCCAUAUGGUUGGCUUGCAUUGCAAGAGCAUUGGCGGCAUGGAUUUGCAUGUGGGCCUUCCAUGGUACAUGCAGGUUGUGGUGGGACUUUAGCCUCUUGUCAUUCCCUGGACAUUGCUGGUGUAGAGUUGGCUGAUCCUCUUUCUGCUAAUAUUCAUGCUUCCUCCGUAAUCAGUGCACUACACUCUGAAAUCAAAACAGCAUUGAAGUCUGCAUUUGUCGUUCUGGAUGGUCCAUUGACAGUCACUGAUUGGUGCAAAGGCCGGAGUCAAUCAGGUGAACUAGCCACUAGUGAUGGAUCUUCAAUAGAGUCUACUGCAGGUGAAGGCAAAGAUCCUAACACUGUGACUUUCUCUAUGGGAGAACCUAUCAGUCCAUCACAAAGUGCAUUAGGUGCAAUAUCUAAAGUGUCUAGUGGAAUGGAUGGAACCAAAGUAGACGACACAAUCCAAAAGAGAUUGAACCAUGAAAUCUCUAGUUCAGAGUCAGAGCAGCAACUAAGCUCUAGGCUAAGACCAACACUUUUUGUUCUUCCAUCACCUGCUAUACUUGUUGGGUACCAGGAUGAUUGGUUAAAGACUUCUGGUAGCUCUCUGCAACAGUGGGAAAAGGCUCCUCUAGAACCAUAUGCCCUGCAAAAACCUAUUACUUUCUUUGUUGUAUGCCCAGACAUUGACCCACUGACUUCUGCUGCUGCUGAUUUUUUCCAACAACUAGGGACUGUUUAUGAGACGUGCAAACUGGGAGCUCAUUCACCUCAGAGUUUUGGAAACCAGAUGGAGAUAGACUCAGGGAGAGGGCCAUCUCCUGGCUUCGUUCUACUUGAUUGCCCUCAAUCAAUGAAAAUAGAAAGUAGUAAUGCCUCUCUCCUGGGAUCAAUAAGUGAUUAUUUUCUUUCACUAUCAAAUGGUUGGGACUUGACUAGCUACCUCAAGUCUCUAUCAAAGGCUCUCAAAGCUCUGAAACUUGGUACCUGGUUAUAUGCUAAUCAAAAAGAAGGGAUAAGUGGCCCUUGUAUGGUAAUAUAUGUGGUUUGUCCAUUCCCUGAGCCUACUGCAGUUUUACAAACUGUGGUUGAAUCUUCUGUUGCCAUUGGAUCAGUUAUUCUCUCUUCUGACAGAGACAAGAGACCUAUGCUGCACACACAGGUGGGGAAAGCUUUAAACUACUCGGCUGCUGUGGAUGAAGCUUCAAUAUCAAAUAUUCCAGUCCUUUCUGGAUUUAGUGUCCCUAAAUUGAUACUCCAAAUCGUGACAGUUGAUGCCAUUUUUAGGGUUACAAGUCCACCUUUUAAUGAACUUAUAAUUCUUAAGGAGAUUGCAUUCACUGUUUACAACAAAGCUCGGCGAAUUUCAAGAGGAUCCUGUAAUGAUGUGGUCCAGUCAUCAUUAUCCAGUCGGUCUCAUUCUGUAUUGACUCCAAUGAAUACCCUUACUGGAAUGUGGAAGGAGAGUGUUAAUUCUCGAAUCCCUCUUCCUAGAGAGGGUGAAAUUGAUUCCAGCCUGAGGGCUGGUUCUUGGGAUAAUUCCUGGCAAGCAACAAGGACUGCAGGAUUAAGUUCUGAUCCAAACAGAAACGGAGACCUUUUGUCUCAAGAGGAAACCCGUUGCAUGUUUGAGCCACUUUUCAUUCUUGCAGAGUCUGGUUCUGUAGAGCACGGAAUUUCACCUCCUGGUUUUGGUAAUUCAACCCAUGAAACUUUGAAGGCACAGAUUGAUGACAAUGGUGCCUUCAUGCAGAGUACAAGUUCAGUGGGAAGUAUGGAUAUUGGACAAGGAUCUCAGCUUGAUGGAUCUGAACCUGAUGGCUAUAAUUCUAGCAGUCAAAAGGCCCUUCCAAGCCUGCAUUGUUGCUAUGGUUGGACAGAGGAUUGGAGGUGGCUGGUAUGUAUCUGGACUGAUGCAAGGGGUGAAUUGCUGGACAGCAACAUUUUCCCCUUUGGGGGUAUUAGCAGUAGGCAGGAUACAAAAGGUCUACAAUGCCUUUUUGCACAGGUUCUGCAGCAAGGCUGUCAGAUACUUCAGGCAUGCUCUUCUUCUGAUAUUGGUAUUGUCAAGCCUAGGGAUUUUGUAAUCACUCGCAUUGGAAAUUUCUAUGAGCUGGAAUAUCUGGAGUGGGAGAAAGCCAUUUAUUCAGUUGGGGGUUCUGAAGUGAAGAAGUGGCCCCUUCAACUACGGCGACCUACACCAGAUGGGAUGCCUAUGAGCAGUAGUGGCACUUCACUGCAACAGCCGGAAAUGAGUUUGAUUCAAGAUAGAGUUCUGCCAAACUCACCCAGUCCAUUGUACAGUCCUCACUCCAAGGCUUCUGGCUUUAUCAAAGGUGGUUUAGGACAGUCUGCUGCUAGAAAGCAGGUUAUUAGUGGCCAUACUUCAGUUGACAAUUCCCGGGGGUUGCUUCAGUGGGUGCAGAGCAUAACGUUUGUUUCAAUUUUAAUUGACCAUUCUUUACAUCUGGUUUGUCAAGCAGAUUCAUUAUCUCCUGGAGGAACUCAGGGUGGUAGUGGGAUGGGUCAACCUGGUUAUUUGGAAGGGUUCACUCCUGUAAGGUCUCUUGGUUCUGCAUCCACGGCAUACAUGUUAAUUCCAUCACCUAGUAUGCAUUUCUUACCUCCAAUGCCCCUUCAGCUUCCAACAUGUCUCACUGCCGAGUCACCACCUCUUGCACAUCUUUUACAUAGCAAGGGUUCUGCAAUUCCCCUUUCCACCGGUUUUGUGGUUUCAAGGGCUAUACCUUCCAUGCGGAAAGAUUGCAGGAAUAAUAUGAAAGAAGAAUGGCCUUCUGUUCUUUCAGUCAGUCUUGUAGAUUAUUAUGGAGGUAAUAACUUUAACCAGGAAAGAGUAAUCAGGGGAACCACAAAGCAGGUAGGAAGAACAUUGAGCUCUGAUACAAGAGAUUUUGAAAUUGAGACCCAUUUGGUUCUGGAGUCCGUUGCAGCAGAGCUUCAUGCCCUGUCAUGGAUGACAGUCAGCCCUGGAUACUUGGAUCGACGAACUGCACUGCCUUUUCACUGUGACAUGGUUUUGAGACUAAGAAGGUUGCUUCACUUUGCAGAAAAAGAACGCUCCCGGCCAGCAGAUAAGUCCCAGUUGUAAAAGCAACGAAACCACGCUCCACAGAUCAUGGUAAAUCAAGAGUCUCUUCUUGUGCUCCACUGUAAAAUAAGUAGUAACAGUAUGUAUAUGCUAUUUCAUCUCACAGAUAAACAAGCUUGUGAACCCCCCAGCAAGUAAAAAAAAAAAAAUUUCUGGGAAGAGAUAGUUGGCUCUAACAUACAUAUGCAUGCUAGUCAAUGUAAAUGAACUUAGGACAGAUCGUAUGUACUCUAGGUCAAUAUGGUUAGCCAAUACCAUAGGUGUGGAGCUUUUCAUUAAACCCCAGGUAGGAGAGAUCUUUGUAUUCUAAAGUUCAAUUUUGUCUCUCAUUCUUUGUAUGAAUAUUUUCCAAGGAUGCCAUUUAUCAGGUGAAAGUUUGUUGGGUUAAU